AAGCAGAGUCGACAAAUUCUCUGCCAUCACUAACCGACUUCCCGCCCGACGUUGCGCGCAAUCCAACCUGGCGAAUACACGGCCGCUGCUGCCAACCGACAAACACCAGCUACGAGCGUCAUGGGGUCAGCGCCGCCGCUGCCUACGCGCUUCCCGUGCUGGUGCAGAGCGGUCUAUUCCUGGGGAGGAGAAUCGCAGCACGAUCUCGGAUUCGUCGAGGGGGAGUUGAUAGAAUGCCUGAACGCUGGAGACGGAUCGUGGUGGACAGGCAGGUUGCGCCGCAACAAGACCGUCGGCGUCUUCCCGUCCAAUUUUGUCGAGGUGCUGCCUGAGGAUUUCCGGCCUGUUACGCGAUCGGCGAGUCCGUUACCCACGAGCAAUACCCCGAGUCCUAGUGGUGUCCCCCAGAAAUCCAAGUCGCGAAAUUUCCGCAAGCCGUUCGAGGCCUACGCGAAAGCGCCCCAUUACACAACAGCAAAGCAGCCCGAAGUUAUAAGGCAGCCGUCCAGCACACCGCUAAGGCAGAACUCGAGCAACUCGUUUCGAAACGCGGCGCCACCGGGCACGGUCCGCCGCCCUUCGCCGUCCGAGGUCCGAGCACGUGAAUCGAGGGUCCCGUCGCCCGCGCCGCCCGCGCACUCGUUUAUCCCGAAAGCCGCCUCUCCCGCACCUCCGCCACAUACGUACGGUUCUAGGACCCCGUCACCGGCUCCGCCGCAGGUGUAUGCCCACCGGCGCACCCCUUCUCCCGCCCCGCCACCUCCGACGCACAACUUCGGCUCAAGAACGCCGUCGCCGGCGGGCUCGUUCAGUUUCAAACCGUACCGGCCCGGGGCAGAGCACGAGUCGCCACCCCCUCCAGCACCCCCACCGCACCGGCAUGCCCUCAACCGGGGCAACUCAAAUGCGUCAUAUGAUAGUCGGUUACACCAGGGGGGAUAUCACACGCCGAGGGAACCCUCGCCGAUUCCGCAGUCCCCCAUCGGCGAAGGCUUUACUCCAUCGCCCCUGAGGGAGGCGAUGGACGGCGUAAUCGAGCAGCUGGACGCGUUAGGCAUGCCGCCACGCGGGACCGAAUCCCCCGAGCCGCGUUUGGACCCUUGGUCACCAGAGUCCUUCGAUUUGGUGCAUCGCCGAUCGAGGAGGAGAGCGCAAUCGAAAUCGAGACCUCAGACGUCUAUAGGCGUUCCAUUCCAGGAUUCGGGGUAUGAAUCCCUUGGCGCCGGUUCGUCGCAGAAUAGUACCCGUCAGGAGCAGCCACUGCCGCACCUGGAUAAUUAUGUGGAAAGAAUGGAGAGCCAGUUUCGAAGGAUGCACCAGCAGAGCUCUAGCGCAGGCAUGAUCGAUACCCGAGAGCCGACUCCGCCGCCGCCGCUGCCACCACUUAAGAACCCUCGAUAUGGUAGGCCGAAGUCUUCGCUCGCGGAUCGUAAGCCGAUCCGCGAACAGAAAUCGUCCUACGAGGUCGGAAUUUUAGAUAGGACCAGUACAACCAAGACAACUUCGACAAAUGCCUCUUCCGGAAACCAAAGCACUGCGACUGACAGCACCCAAUCAACCCACCGGAGCCUGAUGAGUGGUAUCUCUGCGGGGGGUAUCAGUGCUACGAGCGCUGGUAGCCUAGCCAGGAAGAACCAACGAGCGCGAAGCGCAAUAGGCUUCCGGGACGGUGACGAGGAUUGGGACCCCAGCCGGCCGACUACACCCUUCACCGGAGUAUCAUACCAUCCCAGCCACUCCACAUCAGCUAUGCGACCUCCGUCGCAGGCCGGACUUCACGAGGAGGGAAUCGCUGCCAUCGGAGGUCUCGUACAGCCUGCGAUUGUGAAACCGAAAAAGCAGAAUUUUAUAAAGAGAAUCCUGGAAGCCACCAAGACGGGAGUAGCCAGCGGUCGGAGCAGCAUCGCGGCCGGGUCAGGCUCGGGGCAGUCCUCUCCCACUAAACGUUCGGGACCUAACGGGGUCACGGCGAUCGCGGGUGGGGUUAGCACCCCAAACCUGAUGCGCGACGCGGCCCGUGACAUGGGACUCUCCAACGGCGUGGAUUGGGUCCAGGUGCGGAGGGAUGUAAAUCGAUCCAACACCCUAAGCAAGAAUGAGCGGAAUGAGCGGCGAGACCGUUGUCUGAUGCUAGAUCACCCAGCCAUAGACCCCGUCGACGAGCUCUUCCAAAGUAUCGAGGGCGACGAGGGCGCGGACGGACUACCGGUCCACGAGCCAAUCAACUACCAAACCAUCAACCUGAGCCUGGUGGACAAAAACUCGCGCUUCAUUGCUGGUCUCCCGCCGAUGACCACAGCCGUUACUCUCGCCACGACGUACGUGUGCAGGCCGUACAAGAGCGACGUGCAGCGCCUCCGAGCCAUCUUCACCUGGGUCGCAGAGAAGAUCAAUUGGGAGGAGGACUUUGAGGGCGAAGUCGAUACCCGGCGAGUGAUCCAGACGAAGCGGGCCUCGUCAGAAGAAUGCGCCGCCCUAGUACACGAGAUGUGUGCUGCGAUCGGGAUACACUCCGAGGUUAUCUGCGGCUACCUCAAGACACCGGGCGAGGUCACCGAGACGGGUAUCAUGCCGCGGUCAAACCACUGGUGGAACGCCGUUGUUAUUGACAACGAGUGGCGCAUGAUGGAUUGUUGCCUCGCGAGCCCGUCGAAUCCUCGCCGGGGGUUAUACUCGAGCGCCGGAAACUCGAACGCCGAGUUCUGGUGGUUUCUCACCCGGCCGACCGAGCUCUGCUGGACGCACAUCCCCGAACACCACGGACAGCAGCACAUCUGCCCGCCGGUGGCGCACGAGACGCUCCUCAACUUGCCGGGCGCAUGCCCGCCGUACUUCAAGCAGGCGAUCGCCAUGGUCGAUUAUAACACGUCACUGACGCGGAUUGAAGACCUCGAGAUGGUGCACAUCAAGUUCAACGUGCCCGCAGACAUCGAGGUGGCGGCCGAAGUUGAGGUGCGCGGGUUCACGCGGGACGCUGACGGCGACUUCUUCGAGAACGGCGAGGUGGUGCGGAAGCGCGCGCUGGCGCAAGCGGACUGGUUCGGCGGCACGAAGCGGUAUACGGUCAAGGCCCUGCUACCGGGCGACGAAGGGACUGGCGUGCUCAAGGUGUACGCAGGCAAGCGUGGGCUCAUGCACAGCGUCAAAGACAUUCCCCAUCCGCUCGCGUUCGCAAUCCCCAUCAUCCAUACCGGUGACAAUCCGCCGUACGAGUUUGUUACGCGCCACCCGACACCGCAUGCCCAGCGGCACGACAUCUACGUCGUGCAGCCUCAAUGCCAACGCCUCGCACUCAACAACACCUUCGUGUUCGCCAUCCGGCAACACCCGUCGUCCAGCCCUCAAGCGGCCGGCGCCAAUCCCGGCGCUGCCAGUCCGGUACCGUCCCUAGCGCGGCCGAGCAGCGCGCUCAGCAUGACAAGCAGCAGCGCAGCAGGCUCGAUCCCGAGUUCGGCAACGGGCAGUAUCGCGGGUAAGAAGCCAGCCAAACUAGCGAUUCAGACGCCGGGAGGAAAGAUCCUGCGGCUCAUGCGCAAGGAGGACCGCGGCGGCAGUAGCAGGGGCAUCGGCGUGGGCGGACGCAGCGCGGCGUCGAGCGGCGAUGGCGAGGACGAUGUCAGCGACGGCGGCACAUGGGAGACCAUCAUAAAAUGUUCCGAGCGCGGGGUCUGGCGAGGCCUGGUGCUCGCGGACCGAACGGCGCGAUGGUGCGUAUUCGCAGAAUGGGUCUGCAUCUGACCCUAGUCGUCCGCCUCUUCCGCCGACGAAGACGCCCCUCUCUUACCCCCCCCUCGAUAGCCUGUUCCACGUCGAUUAUUGAGAUGCCCUUGGGAGCACUAUGCUCUUGAUGUGGAUAGGCGAA
Messenger RNA from Durotheca rogersii, 3862 nucleotides. RefSeq lists its product as uncharacterized. The transcript is spliced from 2 exons. Gene Ontology annotation, molecular function: protein binding. Lineage: Eukaryota; Fungi; Ascomycota; Sordariomycetes; Xylariales; Xylariaceae. The record is from RefSeq and is a predicted model, not a curated record. Bases 121 to 3738 code for a protein of 1205 amino acids.